This is a messenger RNA of Sus scrofa (pig), 1024 nucleotides long. NCBI's taxonomy places the organism in Eukaryota, Metazoa, Chordata, Mammalia, Artiodactyla, Suidae. The record is from RefSeq and is a predicted model, not a curated record.
CCUCCCGGGUCACGGGGGGCCGCUGGCGUGUGGCGGGGGUGCGGUGUCUGAGCAGGCAAGGCCUCCCCUGAUCUGGGAGCAGAAGGUCAAGGGGGCAGAAGAAGCAGCGAGAAGACAACAGCCCCGCAGGGCUCUGACGCCUCGGGGCCGGGCCCUCUGACGCUCACUGUCAUUGCAGAGUCCCCCACCUGAGACCCGCCAGGAGCUGGGUGAGGAAGGCAGAAGGCCUCCCGAGGAACCUCCUCGCAGGCCGCUCCCCGGGGUCCUCUGCCGGGCUGGUGGCGAGCGCGGCACCGCCAGCUGUGGCCAUGAAGACACCGUCCACAUGAGCCUGACAACCCUGGAAGGCCUGGCCCCCCCUGAGGCCCAGCCUGAAGCAGGAGACCUGGAGCCAGAGGCCAAGACGCCAGCCGAGCGGAAAGACCCUGGAGCAGCCCCCAGAGGAGGUCCAGAACCACAGGAGGACUCAGCACCCGGGCAGGGAGGAAAUGUAGCUCUUUCAGAGGGACACUCACGUCCUCGUGGGGACUCGCCCCCCGGGGAGGAUGAACCCUCUGCUCCUCUCCCAAGAGGCCCAGCUCCUCUUGAGGAGUCACCACCCGGGCAGGGUGGAACCAUGGCGCCUCCUGCAGGAGGACCAGGCCCCCAGGAAGACUCAGCCCACGGGCAGGCUCAACCUACUGCUCCUCCGGAUGGAGGACCAGAGCCUCAGGAGACCUCACCUCCCGGGCAGGGAGGUGAUGAAAAUCCUGCUCCUCCUACAGGAGGACGAGGCUCUCAGGUGGACUCACCAGCCGGGCAGGAUGAAAACGCGGCUCCGGCCGCAUCCCCACACACUGAUGUGCCUUUCCCUGUGCUGGAUGGCAACGUUGCCCCGGCCUCCGCCGGGGACAAAGGGCCCGAGGAGCAUUCAGCAGCCCUUCUGGGAGCGCCUGCCCUGACUGCUCCCGCACCCCCUGUACCAGGUCCUGGCCUGGCUCUUUCAGGAACCCUCGGGAUGUGCGUCAGGCACGUGAACCGCUGA